AUGGAGAAUGAAGGCGAUUUGAGAGCGACGGUACGGGAUGCAACGAUGAUGGUUAUUGGGGAGAAGGAACACCCACCAGGAGAUCCACCUGACUCUGUGGGGACGUGGGCGCAGAGGGCAGCUGGUGGUAGUGCAGGUGGGAGGGUCGUUCCAGAAUCGGUGUUAAAGGAGGAGUUUGUGGAGGCGAGGUUGAGUCUUGAGUUUCCGGAUGGAGAGGAUGGGGAACCGGUGUUCACAGUGGGAGAGGAGAACAUCUCCAUUGCCGCGAUGAGUCGAAGGUUGAAGGAGAUGUGGAAGCCUAAGGGGGCAAUGCAUGUGUUGGACUUGCCAAGGCAGUUCUUCAUGGCGCGUUUUGAGCAUGAGGAAGAAUAUCUGGAAGCUUUAACAGGUGGUCCGUGGAGAAUGUUUGGUAGUUAUUUGAUGGUGUGUGCAUGGUCUCCGGAGUUUGAUCCAGUUCGUCAUGAGAUUAUGACCACGCCUGUUUUGGUUCGAGUGUCUAAUAUUCCAGUGAUCUUUUAUCAUAAAAUGAUCUUGAUGGGGAUGGCUCAAGGUUUGGGGAGACCGCUUAAGGUGGACUUGAAUACGAUGAACAUUGAGUGUGCUAGAUUUGCCAGAAUAUGUGUGGAGGUGGAUCUAAGGAAGCCAUUAAAGGGGGCAAUAAUGAUUAAUGGAGAUCGGUACUUUGUUUCCUAUGAAGGCCUCAAUUCAAUUUGUUCGGGAUGUGGAGUUUAUGGUCAUCUCGUUCAUUCGUGUCCGCGACGUGCUCUGGAAAAAGAGGUAGUUCUAACGGCUCCAAGGGAGAUGGAAUUGCCGCAGGCUAACACAGGCGGCGGAUGGUUUUACGGAGGUGCGACGGAGGAGCAGAGGGUCGGUUCAAUCCUCUAA
This is a messenger RNA of Capsella rubella, 885 nucleotides long. RefSeq lists its product as uncharacterized. NCBI's taxonomy places the organism in Eukaryota, Viridiplantae, Streptophyta, Magnoliopsida, Brassicales, Brassicaceae. The record is from RefSeq and is a predicted model, not a curated record. Bases 1 to 885 code for a protein of 294 amino acids. The transcript is spliced from 2 exons.